AUGCCUACAGAAUCUGAAAUUAUCGAGGCUCGUGUUCAAAGUGCCAUUGAGGCAUAUCACAACAUGGAAACCCCUAAUGCUGCGGCCGCUGCACGCCUACACAACGCGCCGCCCGAUCGCGUGUGCCGACGCCUCGAGGGCAUACCAAGCAAGAUGAAGAGGCCUGGCAGCAAUAAGAAGCUUGAUAUACACCAGGAGGCUACGGUCUUGGCCUAUAUUAAUCGCAUGGAUCGCAUUGGAACCGCCGCCUUGUUCCACCAAGUGCAUAAUGCUGCACAGCGCAUCCUGAAGCUACACGCACCUCACGGCACCGUACCGGUCACUCUUGGACGCGACUGGACCAAAGAACUUCCUUAA
Messenger RNA from Mytilinidion resinicola, 357 nucleotides. RefSeq lists its product as uncharacterized. The transcript has a single exon. Lineage: Eukaryota; Fungi; Ascomycota; Dothideomycetes; Mytilinidiales; Mytilinidiaceae. The record is from RefSeq and is a predicted model, not a curated record. The coding region runs from base 1 to 357 and encodes 118 amino acids.